GGGGUGAGAAGAAAGAAAAAAAGAGUUCCCUCCAGCUGUCGAGAGCACCAGUGACAAGCUGGUCGGUAAAGAGUGAGCCCUUUGCGCAAACGUCCACCUCAUGUCCAUGUGGGCAUUGAUCCGCGAGUGACAGAUCACCGCCUCUAAAGCAGCCCCCGGGUUCAGGGUCCCCUCCUGACCAGCACCAAUCUGAGAUGGAUAGACGGAGGGGGCGGGAAGGUUAGUUUGAAGAGGGCAGAGCUUUGCGAGAGGACGCCGAUUUCGGCUUAUUGUUUCACCGCUGGAGAAAAAGAAAGAAAAAAACAACCAAAAAACAGUGGACAAUAACAGCUGAGAGAGAAAUCAGUCCGAACAAGAAGCUCAUUAACCCCGAGGAAAGCCAGUCGGGAGAGAAGAAACAGCUAGAACACAUCCCUUUAUAUCUGCUGGACCCCUCUGUUUUAACUGAUAUGGCUGCUGCAAUGUGGAAGCUUAAAUCACUGCACAUGGGCUUGUGGAUCUUCUUCCUGCUCGUCAACCUCCUUCCUGCAGCCAGGGCAGUGGUUGGGCACAGAGAGCUGUUGCCUGAUGAUAGUAGAGACAAUAUCACCAUUUUCACCCGGAUCCUAGAUCGGCUGUUGGAUGGAUACGACAACAGGCUACGUCCAGGGCUGGGAGAGAGUGUGACAGAAGUGAGGACAAACAUCUACGUGACCAGUUUCGGGCCGGUGUCGGAUACAGACAUGGAGUACACCAUCGAUGUCUUCUUCCGCCAGAGUUGGAGGGACGAGAGGCUGAAGUUCGACGGGCCCAUGCAUGUGUUACCCCUCAACAACCUCCUGGCCAGUAAGAUCUGGACUCCUGACACCUUUUUCCAUAACGGAAAGAAAUCGGUGGCCCACAACAUGACGACUCCAAACAAACUGCUGCGAUUAGUUGACAACGGCACGCUUCUCUACACGAUGAGGUUGACCAUCCAUGCCGAGUGCCCCAUGCACCUGGAGGAUUUCCCCAUGGAUGCACAUGCCUGUCCUCUGAAAUUCGGAAGUUAUGCUUACACCAAUAAUGAGGUGAUCUACCUGUGGACUCAGGGAGACGAGAGGUCUGUGUCUGUGGCAGAGGACGGCUCCAGGCUCAACCAGUAUGACUUACUGGGAUAUGUCAUUGGCAAAGAAACCAUCAGUUCCAGCACAGGAGAAUAUGUAGUGAUGACAACAUAUUUCCAUUUGAAAAGGAAAAUUGGCUAUUUUGUGAUUCAAACCUACCUCCCGUGCAUCAUGACUGUCAUACUGUCUCAGGUCUCCUUCUGGCUAAACAGAGAAUCGGUUCCUGCUCGCACUGUAUUUGGGGUCACCACUGUCCUAACCAUGACCACCCUGAGCAUCAGUGCUAGAAACUCCCUCCCUAAGGUGGCCUAUGCCACUGCCAUGGACUGGUUCAUGGCAGUGUGCUAUGCCUUUGUCUUCUCUGCCUUGAUUGAGUUUGCCACAGUCAACUACUUCACCAAGCGCAGCUGGGCAUGGGAUGGGAAAAAAGAGGGCAUGGAAAUAAGGGAACCGUUUCAGGCUAACAUGGCCAGGAUUAACGAUAUGAGAAGAGAAUCUGCUACAUUGUCCAAAAAAGCAAACAACACAUUCAACAUUGUUGGAUCCACCUACGCCAUCAACGUGGCUAAAGACCAAGGUUUAACGACCGUUUCCAAGAGUGCCACUCCAGUCCCCACCAGACACUCCUACCUCCAGGAUGACCCUUACGAGGAGGCCAAGAAGUCAUACAACCGUGUCAGCAAAGUGGACAAGAUAUCGCGCAUCAUUUUCCCAGUUCUGUUCUUCAUCUUCAACUUAGGCUACUGGGCCACAUAUGUCAACAGAAAGCCCGCUAUGAUGAAAGCAAACAACUUAAACUGAAUUUGACCAAAUGCUGGGCUUGAUCUGGUUUUGUUUUGAGGGUAGACAGGUUUGCAGGAGGCCAAGUUCAUCACAUCUUAUUGUGUGUGUAUGUGUGUGCGCCUGUUUCGUGCAUCUGUUUUUUCUUAAGAGUUUGAUAUUUUGCACGUCUGUUUAGAUGGAAGGCACAUUUAAACAACAGUAGAUUCACAUAUAGUAGUGGACGUUGGAGGGAGCACAUUUCAGACUGUGUUUGUGUCAUUUAUUUUUUCUCCCCUCCUCACUUAUCUCUGGCCCUGUUCCCUGUUGUGAGUAACCCAGUGUCCCAUCGCUGUAUCCUGAUUGCUUGCCGUUUUGUAGAGUAGUCAAAUUGUGUUUUCACUAUGUUUUGAAAUGUUUGCGCUUUGCUUAUAAUAAGUUAGAGCAAGCAUGCAUUUGAAGUUUUCAUUGUAGCUCAUUACCAAUGAUAAGGUUUUGACAUAUCCAUCAAGUUAACAACAUGCAUGCACGCACACAGACACAGUUAUCGUCAGAAAAACGCCAGAAGAGCCAUUCGUUGGUUGCCCUGCCCUGCUCUGUUAGCCGGGGGCAGCCUGUAUAGUUCCAUAGGAACAUAAUUAAUAAUCGUCAGGGUCUGGCCUUCAGCUCAUGCUGAAUCUUAACAGACCCAAUGCAGUAUCAUCUGGAAUUGCUAUUGUGUCCCACGAGGCUGCCUGUACAUUUUCUAGUCCAGUGGCUCUUAUUGUUUUAACUGGCCGAGUAUGCUCAAUGACAAAGAAGCUAUGUGCCUUGGUGAAUACACACAUCAUAAAGUAUAAAAGGCUUUGACACGCUCACAUUUGCAUUAACAGCACACAUAUGCACAACGGUCUGUGUGUAUUUUACAUGCAAACAUUUACUGGUGUCCACAGGCACACACUCACCUACGGCCCAUGGGCACAGAGUGUAAAAUUGCCCAUUAGUGUGGAAGGUUAACAGACCUCUGCCUGUGAAAAUAUGAAGAUAUUAAGGGAUCCAGCGUAGUCUAUAACAAUUACCAUGUGCAUUUAUGUUUUGGCUCACACUGUGAGCCAGGCAGUCAUAACAAACUACCACCAUUACCUCAGACUGAAGUGGGAUUCUGAAUCGCAGUUUGUUAUAUGUUUUCCAUGGAAAUACAAAUAACAUUAGAUGUUUUAUACAUUAAAACAUACCAGACCCUAUUUAUUUCAUGUACAUUGUGGGCACGCACCCUGGUGCUUUUAUUUCUUUGUUUUCUCUGCAUCAGUGUUUUUGGCUCCAUUAUAAUCUUUCCGCAUUGUCAUAAGAAUAUUUUUGAUUCAUGUUGUACUUUAGCCCUUUUAUGCUUGAUUGUGUAAAGUAUUGGUGUUUAUUUGAUUAUCUACAUAUGAUGUACUCUUUUUGUGUUUUGAAGUAGACAACAAAUGCCAAUAUGUCACAGUCAUACAGUAUUUCUAAACAUAUUUCAGAGACAUUCUCCUCACUGCAAAGAAAAAACUGUGAAAUUGGUCAACACAAUUGAAAUACAACUAAAUGUAAGUUUUGUCAUUACAUUGUUAUGUAAAAUUGCUUUUAACAAUUGGUGGUUUCAAAAUGUAAGAUGAAAUGUGUCUCCAGCUGUGGUAUCUGUCUCCAACUUUUAUUUUAUUUUUCUUAAAUAACAUCUGUAUUUUUUGUUUUGUGUUGAACUUGUGUUUAAAACAGGCCUUAUAUUAUUCUUAAGCUAUUUCUGUUGGUGUUAUCCCGGAUGCACUCUGGAUAUUUAGCAUUGUCUCAAUUAUAGACUCUUUGAUGACCACUACAUUAACUGUUCUUAAGUGGUAAGCAGAAUGAGUGAACUAUAAUAAUAAUAAUAACCUCUUUAAAAAAGGUGUAACAAAACAUGUACAAUGUAACAGUAUAGGUUAAUGCAUGACAAUCUGUACACGUGUAUGUCUGCAACCUCCAGUAAUGGUGUUUGUCACACUGAAAUAGGGCUUAGUAUCAGUGUUUCUGUAGUUCAUCCCAGUUAGUCAUCAAUUACAUUACAUUACAUUACAUGUCACUUGUUAGACGCUUUUAUCCAAAGCGACUUACAUACUCAAUACUGUGGGCAAUCCCCACAGGAGCAAUUUGGGGUGAAGUGUCUUGCCCAGGGACACAACGACAUGCUGACUGCAGUGGGGUUUGAACCUGUGACCUCCUGAUCCGAAUACCAACUCACAACCCACUGCACCACACGCCUCCCUUAAUUACCUACUCAUAACCUCAGCCUCAUCUGCAUAAACACAUUUAAAGUCCAAUUAUGUGUGCAUAUUGAUGUGAUGCUAAUCAUUUAAGGCUGGCACAGACUUCUGAAAGUGUUUUACCCUCGUUUGGUUGCACACAGAUUUUAGGCUUAGUUAUGUACACUACCACACACAGAACUGGCUCUACAUCCAUAUCAGUUACAAACGUUAAAAUACAAAUUCAGUUUGCAUUAAGUAUGGCAAUGUGUUUUCAAACUAGUAGAGGAUAUUUUAACCAUUACAUCCAAUUAAAACCCAUUAGGAUAAUUCAGCCCUUAGAAUAUUGUUCACCCUUUACCGACUUGCAUCAAAAAUUGGACUGUAAACAUCUCCUGGUAAACCAUUUUCAUAUUCAAAAGAAAAACACAGGCACAAACUGACUAGACUGACAUGAUAAAUCAUGAAGCCAUAAACUCUGAAUGGGAUUUUUGAGGUGCUCAUACAAUUGUUAUAGUCAUAUCAAAUUCAUAAUGUGUUUAAUGGCCUUUCUAAAUACUUAACAGAAUUCAGACAUCAUGCUGCUGACACAGAAUGACUUUCUGAAUACAGUAUAUUUCAUGAAUUGAUGGAUUCAUGUCGCAAAACAGUGAUACACAUCUGCUGAGUGUUUAAAGGCGAAUGUCUGCUGCUAUUUCAGGGUCUAAUGACACAAGAGCAUUAAUGUUAAUGUAUAAUUCUCUGAGUACUGUUAUCGAGAUACUGUAGGUAAGUGAGAAGCAGCAGCUGCUAAACAUCUCAGAAAUAAUAUAACCAAGAGGACCACACAGCUUGAGUCAUUUGACAUAAUCAGUAACUUGUUUGUGGGGACCAAAGAAACGGUUGCACUGCAUGUGUGGUAUGACUGUUCAGUACUGUAAAAGGGAUCUAAAUUCAUUUCAACCACAUUGUUAACGGAAUGUUGUGGGUAACUCAUGAAAUCCGCAUGAAAAUAUAGCCUUGACACAAAACUAAGGACCAAAAUACAUAUAGGACGGCAAAAGUGUGAUCUUUGUCAAUAUUUACUGCCGUUUCUUCACUUUCUCCAUCACUGAGGAAUGAUCAAAAAUGGUUUACCGGGAGAUAAAUGAUGUGAAUGUAAUCUUUCCUACUCAUUAUGCUGUAUGAUAAACCCACAGGUCUUUGCGUCAUACGAUCACUUCAAGCCAUUUGCCUACAUUUUUAGCACAACACAAUAUGCAGGAUAACUUUCUUUAUUCACACAUCUUGGUAGCAAAAAAAGGGGGGGGGGGAACACUUCUAGAGCCUCAACCAAAUCAUGUGCCCUCUCCAGGGCUCUCUCUUCUCUCUUUCCUCAAACUGAUAACUGAAUGGCCAUAGCAGACAAACAUGCAGUAGUGCAAUAAUUAGGGAUGAUUGAUCAAGUUUAAAAAGAAAAUAAUGAAACAGUAUUUUGAUGCAUGCAUAACUGGCACAUAAGGUCAAGUGGUAUUUCAGGAAUGAUUUUAUAAUUGUUGUUGGUUAGGGGUUUGAUAAGAAGGACUGCUAUAUUGUUGCUAUUGGUUUGGUUAUGAUUGUGUUAUGUGUGUGGUAAAUCCUUUCCUCACAGGGUCGGAGUUAAUUUCAGUAGAAAUAUGUCAUCCUAUAAGAAACAGUAUAUUAAGAGUAUAUUACUAUAUGAAUCUAUUUAUGCUAUCCAGUACAGCAUUAAAUAUUAUGUUUCAUACGACAUAACCUUUACAGCAUUGAUGAAAAUCUCUUGAUGGGUAGAAAGCAGUAGAAAUAGAUUAACUGAACAUAAUAUUAUAAACUAAAAUGGCAACAAUUCUAAAUGCUCAGAAUAGUGAAUUUGUAGAUAUUGUGAAAUCAAUUCCAAUAGUUUAUGUGAAUAUUGAUAUGUCACGUGAUUUAUUUUUACAUCUGAUAGGUACCGCUGUCUUACGUUGCGCUCUGUAACACUACAUGUUAUGGUAUUUUAAAGACGUACAGUAGAGAUAAUAUUCAUCAAAUUACUAUCUGUACCCUGUGUACACUUUUCAAACCCUACUGUGAAUUAGCAGCUGUCUGCAAGCAGAGUUGUACACACUGUGUUCUCUCUCCAGCAAUUUCACUGCAUGUCCCUACGCAUUGAGAGAUCAAAGACUCCCUCCACAAAGACAGCUCCGGGAACAUAGUGGACUUAGUGUUUUUGUCGGGAAGUUGCUCUCUAUAUGCUCAGUGACUGGACUCUGUAUGUUGCCCUCGUCAUGUUCUUACUGUAUGAGAUGUAGCAAAUGCAAAUGGGGAUUAAAAGGACAUUGUAUUUUC
This is a messenger RNA of Gymnodraco acuticeps, 6376 nucleotides long. It is a transcript of the gene gabra3, whose product is annotated as gamma-aminobutyric acid type A receptor subunit alpha3. The coding region runs from base 450 to 1886 and encodes 478 amino acids. Gene Ontology annotation, biological process: signal transduction; synaptic transmission, GABAergic; nervous system process. Gene Ontology annotation, molecular function: inhibitory extracellular ligand-gated monoatomic ion channel activity; benzodiazepine receptor activity; GABA-A receptor activity. The record is from RefSeq and is a predicted model, not a curated record. Gene Ontology annotation, cellular component: synapse; dendrite membrane; postsynapse. The transcript is spliced from 11 exons. Lineage: Eukaryota; Metazoa; Chordata; Actinopteri; Perciformes; Bathydraconidae.